Rattus rattus (black rat) is the source of this 2553-nucleotide messenger RNA. RefSeq lists its product as uncharacterized. Lineage: Eukaryota; Metazoa; Chordata; Mammalia; Rodentia; Muridae. The coding region runs from base 1 to 1623 and encodes 540 amino acids. The record is from RefSeq and is a predicted model, not a curated record. The transcript is spliced from 2 exons.
AUGGGGUCUAUUAGGUCCUUGGGCAAGGCGGCCUGGGUCUGGUGUCCUCUGGCGGCAUUUGCAUGGACGUUGUUGAGCCGCACGGAGCUUUCCCAGAAGAGCGCAGACUUGGCGGAGAUGCGGUCGGGGCCCCUGGGUCGCUGCAGUCACUUUUUUUGGCUGGGUGUCGCCUUCGACGCUGUGGGUGUGGCAGUGCUGUUCACUGGUGUCUUCGCCAACUUGCUGUUUUACGACAUGCUGCUCUAUCUGGGUUCCAUCAUUAUCUUCGUCAGUCUCCUGUGGUGGAUCUCCUGGUACACUGGCAACAUUGAGGCGCUCCCGGAAGACCCCUUGAGGGGGACUUCGCCCCGCGAUGGCGGGGUGCACCGCAGCGGCAGCCGUCGCUUCUCGCUGACCCUUAGGAACGUCUCCAACACCUUUCAGCGGAUCCGCCGGCGGCGGCGGCGGCGGCGACUCCACCCGCGGGUCCUCCAGAUGAUCAGUAGCAUCAGCUCUAGCGACCCGAGCCAGCUAGAAAGGAACCGUGACGCCAGAAGCGCGGGUGGCAGAGCGUCGUUCCGUUCAGCGAAGUCUGUUCUGAACCAGUUUGGCACAGCCCAGGCCUCUAAGAGCCUGCCUCUGGUCACUAUUCAUACCCCUCUCUCCAUUUGUACUUCUAGGAGCCAACCUGUCUUUUCGAUGACCUCGCAGAGCUACCCUCUGGCGUCUGACAGCAAUUCUCACAUGGCUUUGUCCUCUGACAGCAAUGUGCCUGUGGAUUCUCACCCUCAGCAGCGCUCUAAGAUCAGUGUGGCCUCUCAGACCUACCCUCUGGAACGGGUAGAAAGUCAGAGCCACCUCCUGGUGCCCAUGUCCUCUGAAAGUUUCUCUGUGAUCUCUCAGAGCCACCUCCAGUCCUCUGACAGCUAUGUGUCUGUGCCUGUGGACCAUCACGCUCAGGAGAACUCUAAGAUCAGUGUAGCCUCUCAGAGCUACUACCCUCUGGAACGAACAAAAAGUCAGAGCCACCUCCUGGUGAUCUCUGACAGCCUAUCUAGGGUACCCAUGACUUCUCAGAGCCACCUCCAGUUCUCUGUAUUCUCUGAAAGCCAUGUGCCUGUGGAUCCUCACUCUCACGGGCGCUCUAAGAUCAGUGUAGCCUCUCGGAUCUACCCACUGGAACGGACAGAAAGCCAGAUCCACUUGCCAGUGCCCGUGCCCUCUGACAGUUUCUCUAAGGUACCCAUGACCUCUCAGAGCCAAAUCCAGCCCUCUGUAUCUUCUGAAAACUGUGGGCCUGUGGACCCUCACUCUCAGGAGCACUCUAAGAUCAGCGUGGCCUCUCGGAUCUACCCUCUGGAACGAACAGAAAGCCAGAGCCACCUCCUAGUUCCUGUGCCCUCUGACAGUUUCCCUAUGGUACCCAUGACCUCUCAGAGCCAAAUCCAGGGAUCUCUAGCCCAACAAAGCCAUCUCCAGAAUCUUCCUCCUGCCUCUCAAAUUCCUGAAACUGAUAAAGCUUCUAAGAGCCAUAUUUUGGCCAAGGGGGUUCCAUCUGGGAUUACCCAGACUCAACAGCCACCGGCCUCUGCAGCCCAGACUUCUCAAAGUUCUUCACCUGUCCAAAAGCUUCCUAAGAACUAAAGUGCUGAGGCUUUGAAGGUGACCCAACUUGAAACUAAGUCAGGAGCAACCUGAGUAUUCACUGGCUGUCUCUGAGGCCACACAUUCAGACAUUCAGUAGUGUGACCCUUCUGGGAACCCUUCAGCCUUGGGGACAGUGAGGAAAAGUCACCCUUUAUAAUAGGAAUCAGACACCAGCCAUUUGAAUGUCUACUAAGGUGUUUGCCAAGUAAGUGGCUUGGAAGAAAAGUUACCAACAUUAUCCCUUUUAUUGUCAGUGUUCUCAAUUCCUGUAGUGGGAACAAAGUGGCCUUGGGCUUGAGGGAUUAGUCAUUUUGAUGGUUUUUGAGAUCAGUUCUCUGAGUAGUUGAGACCUAAGGCUUUCACUACUUUAUUGGAUAAUGAAACCUGUUCCUUUUGUUUAAGGUUAGAAGAGAGAGCCAGAGAAGUGUUCUUUUAGGAAGCUAUAAGGUCUGGACAUGAGUGGAGGAUUUGGAUUCCGUAAGGGUUCUCUUGGAAGAAGACAGGGACAUAACGUCAAAUGACAUUGAAUCUUAGUGGGGAAGUUAUUUUUUUUCAAUAUAUUUGACUUUUGUCAGAGAGACUACAUUGGCAGUGCCCCCCCACAUGCCCCUUUAAAACCCCUUUAAAGCUUCCAAGGGAAAACCUAUCCCCAGCUAGACAUUAAUGUUCUUCAUAUUCAUAGACUUUUCAGUGAGUCACUUCUACUUAAUGCCAAGUGAUAUUAAUUUCCUGUUUACAACAGUGAUAUCUACUGUUUAAAUAUAUCAUCUAAAUAAAACAUUUUGUACAAUGUAAGGGUAAGCUUUGAAUGCAUAAGUAGAGUUGGGUGACUCUAAAGUGAAAAUGGUGGACCUGAGCUAGCUCUCUCCUCUCCCCUCUCCCUUUUCUCUUUCUUGGUUUAUAUUUUGUUGUUGCUGUUUUUGUUUU